This is a messenger RNA of Uranotaenia lowii, 8456 nucleotides long. Its product is annotated as irregular chiasm C-roughest protein-like. Lineage: Eukaryota; Metazoa; Arthropoda; Insecta; Diptera; Culicidae. Gene Ontology annotation, biological process: cell-cell adhesion. The coding region runs from base 1770 to 4340 and encodes 856 amino acids. The record is from RefSeq and is a predicted model, not a curated record. Gene Ontology annotation, cellular component: cell-cell junction. Gene Ontology annotation, molecular function: cell adhesion molecule binding. The transcript is spliced from 9 exons.
ACUGGUUUUGGAUGGGUUUUUCUUGCUCGCGAGCGCGGGUUGACGCAGUGAAAAAUCUGGAGCAUAAUUUAGUUAGCAUACAACAGUCGUCGCAGGCGCGUACUUUCGGCGGACUCCGUUUGGUGCGAUACCAAUUGUGUUUAUUAGUCUCUCCAAAAAACCAUCCCAAAUCCUGAUGUGCUUAAGCGUCGAGGAGCGCUGCGAGUACUAGUGCAUGACAGGACCUCACCAGCCAGAUUCGUGAUAUCGUGGAUUUUUUCGGGUAUUGGGUUCAUUUUUUUUCCUUGUAUCGGUAGGAGCACCCCGAUAGAAUAAAUCAACAACGAAGAUUUGUUUUGCUGCCGAUGGUGUGCAAAAAAUAUGUGGGCAGACAGGUUGUGAGCACCGCGAGGAACGUCAAGAAUCGAUUUAAUGUUUUUGUUUACGAGGUCCCAGAUGGGACAAAAAGCGCAGUGUGGUGAGAGCGCCUUUAAGUUCGGGGAAAUUAUGUGAGAAACCCCAAAGUGGAAAAAGGUUAGGUUGAAGGAAGAAAAUAAAAACUAGCAGACAGAGCUGGAAGGAAACUCUCCUUGCCUAAAAAAGGGAUCCGGUGGUAUUGUGGCUCCGUUGAAGUUCUGAACGGCGAAAGUCACUAGGAACCCGUAUGUGUCACUGUCAAUAUUUGGCCUCUAUGGGUGACCGGGAGAGAAGCGGAAGAAAGCCGUAGUGUGGAAGACAAAAUAUUUGCUGGCACUAAGCGAGAGCAAACAUAAAAGGAAAAUUGAAGUUCUGGCCGAAUCGAGCCUAUGUGUGUGGCAUACAGCCAUCCUGAAGAAGCACAGUGAAUCCUUUCCCGUGAGGCGCCGAGGUGAAGAAUCAAAUGUAACGUUGAAGAAAAGUUAGACAUAACCUGCCGAAAAAUUGAAGGUGAAAAUUUAACCGCAAGCCAAAGUUGAGGAGAAAAAAAACAAAAGUUUACGAUUUUUUGGCGCUUAUUUACUGCGGGUUUUGUGUGUGCGGAUUUUUUUCGGAGGAUUUGUGAAGGAUCAGCAGACCUGACAACGGUGAGGAAAAUCACGCUGCGGAAGAAAAAGUUACAGAGUGAGGUUCUGGAACGAAGCGUCAGGAUGGAAAGAAAUUAGAAUACCAAAGCGCUACGGAUUUUUUGCCAUGUGGAAAAGUUAACCCGGUUUUGGUGGACCUGCGACACGCAACGAAGAUUUUGCAGCAAAAAAGUGUAACUGUGCCAAACGAAAUUGAAGCACUGGUGACAGCAGCAAGUGCCAAUGAAUGUAAUAAUACGCCAGAAUUAUAAGUGAGAUUUACAAGUGUGUGGAGUGUGAGAAAAAAUACCAGGAUAUCCAGUCCAUUCAAUCCCUGUGCAUGUUGGGAGUUGUAACGUGUCUUAGCUACGACCAACCAAAUGAUUGGAUAAUUGAAUUCGGUUCGAAGAAGAUUACGGUCAACCGAAUCCAUCCAAGACUGACCGGAAGGGUCUGCCGGAAAAAGGAAAAACAUACUUCGGAGCGGCAAAUCCCUGUCUAGAAGCGAUUGACGUUGAGAUUCGCGCCACACUCAAUCAACAUCCCGCCAAACGUAUUCGAGAAUGAUGUUCUACAAUCGGUAGCAGCCAAGGAAGACCAAUGAAGCAUCAAGCUAAAGUCACACGCCUAAUUACUAACAUCGACUCACAACAUCACGCACAAACCGAGAACUGAUUCUCACAGAACAUACCAAAAACAAAAACGAAUCUCACCUUCGAAAUCACCAAAAAAAAAACGAAUAGAAAAAUGAAAACUACUCUCAUACGACAGCUGCUGCUGGUUGCGUCGCUUUUGAUCGCAACUAGUACAGCGGCUAAACUGGCCUAUUCCUCCGGGCCCCAGCGAUUUGCCAUGGAACCUCAGGACCAGACGGCGAUCGUGGGUUCCAAGGUGACGCUACCGUGCCGAGUGGAGGCAAAAUCUGGCCAACUCCAGUGGACCAAGGACGAUUUUGGGCUCGGCUGGCACCGGAACCUUAGUGGGUUCGAUCGGUACUCCAUGAUCGGGAGCGACGAGGAAGGUGACUUCUCACUGGAAAUCUACCCGGUGAUGUUGGACGACGAGGCGCGCUACCAAUGCCAAGUGAGCCCCGGCAAGGACGGAACUCCUGGCAUACGGUCCCGCUUUGCCUCGAUCACCGUUCUGGUGCCACCGGAAACGCCGAAAAUUAUCCAGGGUGACUUUCUGGUCACAACCGAGGAUCGCGAGAUCGAGCUGGAGUGUGUCUCCGUCGGUGGAAAACCAGCUGCCGAGAUCACUUGGAUUGACGGUCUAGGGAACGUCAUGACCAAGGGCAUCGAGUACGUCAAGGAACCGCUCACGGAUACGGGUCGAUACACGGCCAAAUCGAUCCUGAAGUUGACCCCGAAGAAGGAGCAUCACAACACUUCAUUCACCUGCCAGGCUCAGAACACGGCAGAUCGAACGCAUCGAUCGGUAAAGCUGAAGCUGGAGGUUAAGUACGCUCCCAAAGUUAGCGUUUCCGUCAUCGGUGGUGCUCUGGCUGGAGGAAGAAUUCCUGAAGGUGCCGAGGUGCGCCUGUCCUGCCACGCCGACGCCAAUCCCAACGACGUCAGCUACAAGUGGUACAUUGGCGACGAACUGGUUGUGGGUGAUUACACCACGGAAAUGAUUAUUCACAACGUAUCGAAAAAGUUCCACGACGCCGUCGUCAAGUGUGAGGUGCACAAUGCAGUGGGUAAAAGCGAGGAGAGCGAAAUUCUGGACAUUAGCUACGGGCCGACCUUCCGAUCGCGACCCAAGUCGGCCAACGCAGAUCUUGAGCAAUCGGUGACGCUGGCCUGUGAUGUUGACGGAAAUCCACCGCCGGAAAUAAUCUGGAUUCACGAGGAGUCCAAUCGGGUGGUCUCGACCUCGGCCAACAUAACAAUCGUAGCUUCCCACGAGACGGCCGGCAACUACUACUGCAAGGCGAGCGUGAUGGGAUUCCCGGAGAUCGAGGCAAUGGCUUCGCUGUACCUCAAGGGGCCUCCCUCGAUUCGAUCUCAGCGGCAUCAGUACGGAGUGGUGAACGACAACUCACAGAUUCAGUGCGAAGCCAUCUCGAUCCCAAAGGCGAAACAGGUCAUCUGGACCUACAACGGUUUAGAGAUCAGCAACGAAAACGACUACACCAUCCUGGAAAAUCAUCAACCGGAGGGAGUGCGAUCGACCCUAAUUAUCAACAACAGCCAAAAGCAGCACUUUGGCGUCUACAACUGCACCGUGAUCAACGAGUACGGCAUGGACUCGAUCGAGAUCGAGUUCAAAAUCUCCAAAGAUACAAUAUUACUCCCGGUAAUAAUUUUUGGUUCAAUCGGAGGUUUUGUACUGGUAAUCAUCGUGAUCAUCAUUGCCAUGUGUUUUUGCGUUAAGAAGAGCAAAAAGAAGCUGCCGCCUGCAGAUGUUAUUCCAGAGCAACACUACAUCACCGAGAAGGCAUGCAAGGAGAGUGAUCGCUCUUCCAACGUGAGUGACCUGAAGAUCGACCGGGACCACGAGUAUUCGGAAACUUGUUCCGGUACCGAUAGCAUUGCUACCCGGCUGGCCAUGAACAUUCUGGGAUCGUCGAGUGGCGGCAGCAACAACAGCGGUCAGAACGGAGGCGGAGGAGUUCCGUUAGCUGGACCGGUGCGCAUCCCUAGCGAUUAUCGGUAUUCCGGUGAUUUCACCGAUGGUCUCGGGCAGCUCAAGCUGGGACAAAGCAACGGGGGUUACAUACCGUACACCGAUUACGCCCACGACUACAACAUGCCACUGCACGUCAAUACCAACGGUCAACUGCCAAAUGGGAACCUAAGCCUGACGCGGAAUCGGGUGGAGUUGCGCCAAGAGAACGGACUUCCAAGCAUCGGAAGUGGCAUGGGGACGCUGUCCAACAGUUUGAUGAAUACCUCCCUGAUGACGGCACCGAGCAUAGAUCCUCGGUACAGCGCGGCCUACGGUAAUCCGUACCUGAGGACGAGUACGACCCAGCUGCCGCCUCUGCCGCCGCCAAGUACGGCAAACCCCGCAGUUACGCCAGCCCCUCCUCCGUACAGUGCGGGCCGGAUGCCAAACUCGCUGCUCUCCAUGGGCGUCAAUCUGGGCGUUGGCAAUGGGAUGAACAGCGGCAGCAUAGUGGGCAUCACUUCCGGCUUGACGAGCCCCGAAUCGAUACGAUCCUCGUCCGGUGCCAACACCAGCAUGGACCAAACAUCUCAGGCAAGUCAGCCAACGCCGACGCUCCCUGUCUCGGGAACGAGUCCGGGCCCCGGUCAGUUUAUACUUCCAGCGAACGGGGAUCUACGAAAAGGUGCCCUUGCAACGCACGUCUAGCGCAAGCGGUCCGGAACUAAGUUAUCGUUACUUACUGCCCCCGUAGCUUAGGUGUUUGUGGAACCGCUUGCAUGUGUGUUUUUAAUCUAGCUAUCUCCAGGGAUCUCGAAUGUUCGCCACCCUCCCCGGUCGAGAGCACUCGGUUGAUAUAUUCUUAGCUCGAAUGUGAUACAAAUAAUAAGAUAACAAAAAUUCUCAAAGAUCUUACUCGUUAUAGUUUUAGGAAGAUGAAAUUCCAAUUCACUUAAUCUUGAGUAGAAAAUGAUUUCAAUUGAGUGCACUUUUUUACGCGAGCGUUCGUUUGGAAAAGUGAACAAAGGAUCUCCACGUGGCGCACCCCCAAAAUUCCACCCACUCCCACAAAAUCUAAUUCAGCACACGUAUGUGUUCAGUACCGCUUCAUCCUCCUACGCCAUACCGUAAGAGUUUCCCCUUCCCUCUCCUCUCUACGUCCAUCACCCACUAACAACCGUCGAACAACAAUCUUCUUGUGUAUAAGAAACAGAGAAAAAAAUGCGUGGCCUUAUUAGUCGAAAAAGAGCAUAAAAAUAUCGUUCUAAAAACAAACAUAAAUUGGAUAGCGUUUUUCCUUAAACUUGUUCUUAGCAAAGUCUAUUAUAAACGAAAAUUCGAAAUUUUAUCGUAGCUUAACGGAGAAUUCGGCUUGAGCUUUAAAACUUUUUAGCAGAGAGUGAAACACUGAUAUAGCGAAUCGUUGUAUAUCUAGCUGUAAUCGAAAAUCUGUAAAACCUUUUUAGGAAAAUAACAUUACUGUAUCUACGCAGAGCAUUGUCACACCUACAGACACACAAACACAUAGAAGCAAAAACAAAACAGAAACCAAAUUGGUGAGGAAGAUUUGUAGCUAACACUCACGAGAUCGCGAGCAAGCAACACACAAAGAUAGGACCGCGCUGAUGCUCGCGCGUAUGAGUUUUUUGUUCUUGCGAAUUGUUGACGAUAGGUAAAGUUAUUUUAAAACGAAAGCAUCCGCCUAGGAAAAUCGAAAAAUACGUUGCAUUUGUGGUUUGAGCUUUUCGAAAGUUUUGCCGGUACCCCAAAUUGGAAGAGAUCCUGCCCGAGGAUAUACUUACCUCCUCUAGAGCAUGGGGUAAACAAAAAAAAAAGGCAAAAGCUUUCCACUAUUAGAAACUUCUUUUGCUCUCGCCCCGACUCUUGCGGACAGAAAACUAGCAGACGCUCCCCAGAUAAGAGAUGUGGAAAACGAGAUUUCAUAUACGUAUUAAGCUUACUUUUGCUGCUUCUGUUUUCUGUGCCAAUUCUUCGGAAGUCGAGCCACAGAAAAAUGAGGCGAAAAAAACCCUACAACGGUAACAGCAGAAAAUGGAUCCUUACAUUUUUCUUAACGAAAUAGCUCUCGUUUUCCUGCGAGAAACGCAGCGCAUCUUGAAACCUACCCGGUGCCGUGUAAGAAGGCAGAAAACAACAGCUCGAGGGAAAAGCGAAAAAAAAGAACGCCAAGAAAAUGUUUUCCAUUUGGGGUCGCAGAGCUUGUCACCCCUUUACCAGAACAGUUUCCAUCUCACAGGGUUGCCAGGGGUGGACAUCUGGUUCAGAAAAAAAAUUUCGAGCGACAACUCUACAGAAGACCAAAUCGAAUGAACAGGUGUUUUGAUCACAAGAAUGAGUUUAAAUCAGAAUCAGAAUCAGAAUUCAAAAUCAGAAUCAUAAUGUAAAAGCAGAACUUAGUAUCAGAAUUCGGAAUCUCACUCAGAACUCGGAAUUAGAAUCGAUAUUUUAAAUCACUAUCCAUCAUUAAAAUUUUUAAACAGAACUCACAAUUAGACUCUGUGUUUGAAAUUAAGAAUCUGAAUUCAGAAGCGGAAUUUGGAAUAACUCAGAACCAGAAUUCAAAAUCACAAGCACAAAUUUCAUAUUUUAAAUCAAUAAAACCAAUUUUUUUGUUCGUUAUUUUUGAUUUAUAAUUAAAUGCUGAAUUCAGAACUAAACCCUGAAUUUCUAUGCUUUCGAUGGUCACCCGAUCAUGCUGCUCGAAUUAAUACAUGUAGUAACAGGAAGCAGACGUAGUGGCGAAUCAAGGAAACACCAUCCUGCCAUCUCGUCGCUCCAGGGCGGCAUGCAGGUACCUAGUACAUUAGACUGAGUCGAUUUGGGGUCAUUUUUCUCAAACCCUGGGAUCUUCAAAAUUUUCAAAAUCCAUGAUUUUUUGCUGAAUUUGUAAGGAAAGUUAAACAUGAGUAAAUUUGAACUUUUGGGUUUGUAUGGGAAAAUUGAAUAUUUUGUACUGAAUAAUCAACUUAGUUUUGGAUUCUUCUGUGGAACCAAGCUUGCUUAUGGUUUUUGAGCCAAUUCAGAAAUUCUCUAAAGAAAAUUUUCCGCUGAACAACUUUAUCGAAGACCGUAACUCGUAUCUUAUUAUACAAUUAAGUAAUUAGGUGUUUAAUGGGGGCAUGUCUUAUGGCAUUGAAAAACAAUUCAACUGACAUCACUGCUGCGUGCCUUGCGAGGUAUUGCAUGACUACUUUUCCAGCAAUAUCUCGCGUAGCACCAGCAGUGAUGUCAAAUGAUUUUUUUUGUUUUUCAAUGCCAAAAAACAUACUCCAGUGAAACAGCUAAUAACUUUUUCGCCUAAUAAGAUACGAAAUUCCAGUCUUCGACAAAGUUGUUCAGCGGAAAAUUUCAUUUGAGGAAUUUAUAAAUUGAUACAAAAACCAUUAGCAGGCAUGGCUCCACAGAAGAAACAAAAACGAUGUUGAUUAUUCAGUACAAAAUGUUUAAUUUACCCAUACAAACCUAAAACUUCAAAUUUACUCAUGUAAACGUUACUUAAAAAUUCUGUAAAAAAUCAUGGAGGAGCUUUUUAGACCCCUGGGUAUUAAAAAUUCAAAAAGUACCUCAAAUCGACCCAGUCUACAAGUAAAUUGCUGGAGUUUGUCCGUUUGUCCGCUCCCAGUGAAACCCAUCGGCAGCCCACCCACCCCACGGCGAGUCCUCCCAUCAUCAUGAGGGAAAACGAUUCAAAAUCCUCCACCCACUCACCAUCACCAGCAGCAGCACGGCAUUCCCGCCAGUUUGUAGUUGGAAGAAGAGCGGGUCAAAUGGAUGCAACGUCCUGCGGUGCCGCCCCGGGGAUGAUGAUGUUACCCGAGGGUGGGGGUGGAAGGUCCGGAAAUUGAGAUGAAAACUGACAGUCAUUGCAUUUAAUGGUUGAGAAGCAACGCAGAGCUAUCCCUGCUGCUGCUGCUGCUGCUGUGCUGUAAGGUCGGAAGGCAAACGAAAAGGAAAACAGCUAGGACACAACAUUACAGAGAUGAUUGAGCAGCACCCUUACAGAAUGCGCGCAGUAAGGAACGAAAUAAAAAUGGGAAGCCAACCUUCAGAGUAGGUUCUACGAGGAGUCUAGCUAGAGUACCGUCGACAACUUUUCGCCUCCACCAAGCGGUCGAGAUUGCGAUUGUGUCCAAUAUACCAAAUUAUUUUUUUUAUUACUAUUUAAGUUUUAGCUAUGAAGGCGAUCAGCACGGUAAAAUCGAGCACAGAAUCGUGCAAAGAGAGCAGAAAAAUCCCCCCUCGACUGAUAAGUAGUUAUUCUUUGACAAAGUAUAUAUAUACAUAGCUAGUGGUUUAAGAGUACUUAGUUAAAAUAUAACAUCGUUUUUCGCUAAGCAGAAAGAGAGAAAGUAUAGAAACAAAUAAUAAGAGAAAAAAACCUAAAACAAAGAGAUGAGAAAUAUAUCAAAUCUAUCUAUACAUAUAUAAAGUAGUAUAUCCCAAAUGAAAAAAACGAGCGUACUGAAAUCUCUCUGGAAUUAUAUUGUGUACAUAAUUAAGAUUUAAUUGCGCCAGUCUGAAACAAAAUGAAGAAAAAGCGCAUGUGAGUGUUGAAAGAGAAAUGCAAAUAUAUAUAUUAUUUUUAGCGAGCUGAUUUUACUUUUUAGAUAGUCAAAAACAAAUCUUUGUAAAAAUUCAAACAAGAACGAUAAGUAUAUUUCGGUUAGAAAAUAGACUUCUGUAAAAUCUGUCAAUUGUACAUAGACAACAAAAGGAAAUAUCUCUCUGUAGGCCAUAAGGAUUUGAAGUCAAUUGAUUCUCAUCUAGAUAAAGAAGGAAAAUAAACUAUAAAUGCUGAUUUUA